Molecule: messenger RNA, 1350 nt
Organism: Symphalangus syndactylus (siamang)
Lineage: Eukaryota; Metazoa; Chordata; Mammalia; Primates; Hylobatidae
Source: RefSeq, a predicted model, not a curated record
AUGGUGAAGGUGGAAUGGACAGUUGGGCCCCCAGACGCCCAGGACGCCUUUGUGGGCCGAUACAUUUGCAAGGAGCGAGCGAGCGAGCGAGCGAGAGAGAGAGAGAGAGAUAACCAGGCCCGCCUCUUCAGGAGGGGGCUGCCCCCAGGCCACGCCGAAUGCGGCUGGAGCGGGGAGGGGACUCAGCCAGUGCACGAGUGGGAGGUUGCAAGGAGGGGCGAGUUUGCGUCCCGCGGCUUCUCAAUUUCAGCAGGACAUCAGGAGGGAGACGAAGAGUCGGCUGCAGGCCGCGGCGGCCUACGUACAGGACUGCGGACACCAGGGGGCAGCACCGACCUAGGGUCGCAGGAGGGAGCCUGGCCCGGGUUCCUUGGACGGCAGAGCCGCCGGCACACGCGUGGCAGGAGGGCCUGUGCUGGGACGACGGCGAUACCUGCUGACGGCCUAGACUGUCGCCUCGGGCCCUCGCGUGUGGGGCGUCGGCUAAGCCGCACAGAUCCCAAGGCCCGAGGGACCUCAUUUCCUCUCGGGUUAAUCGGAAUCUUCCGAGCCCUCAAGCCCUUCCUCCUCCACUCCCCCGCCGCUGCUGUGGAGAACCGGAGCUACCGGUGUGGCCUGGCCCUGCCCUCCCGAAGGGCGCAGCUCCCGGGCCCGCCUCCCCAGCCUGCCUUCCUCCGCUCUGGGAAGGACCCAAAAUCCAGUCCCUCUUCCUCCCACUCCUUCGCUGUCCUUGGCCCCGAGGUGCGGAGCACCGGCGGUCAGGCGGGAUCCCGCAGGAGGCCGAGCGCUCCAUGCUCGCAGGACUGGGCGGCAGCGGAGGGAGCCCCCGCUCCGGGCUCCGGGUCUCCUGGGCACCCUCCCGGGAGCGCCUUCGUGGUGGAGGCUGGUCACCGGGCGCUGAAUGUGUCCGAGCACGCCCGGGGCGGUUUUGCACUUGGACUUCCUUUUGGGCUCUCCGGAGGCGCAUAUCUGUUCCUCCUAUUGGAUGGGGCCGGGGACCCCGAACCCACUCCGGAAGCACCGAUUUCCAGAGCUGACGGCCGCGCCUGGUUUCUCAGCGAGUCCUCUUGGCAGCUCCCGCAGCUCCCCGCCGGGAGCACGAGUGGGAGCGAACCCAGACCCCGCCCAGGCCCCGGGCCUCGGCAACUCCCCACAGGCCCACGAGAUGGCGCUGCAGGCCAGGGCCCGGGCCGCGGCCUCACAGCCCGCCUAGGGCGAGGGCGGGAGAUAGACUGCGGGCCCCGGCAAGCCGGGAACGGAGGCACAGCCACCGACACAUGCAGAGCCGGGUCCGGAGCCCGGCACAGGCCGCCGAGGGACCGAGGGACUCCGGGGCUGCGGACACACUGA